CCAAUUCUCAAGAUAGCAUCCUAACAAGUUCAUAAGAUCAGAGUCCACAAUUUUGCAGCACUUUAAUUUUCCUACCGUCUUCCAUGAUGUCAAAUCAAGAUAAAACUAUUAUUACCAACGACUAUGAUCCCGAUAAAUUAGCGUACGAUGUUUUUCUUAGUUUUAGGGGAGAAGACACACGCUACUCCUUCACAGGUUUUCUCUACGAUGCUCUAUUCAGGAAGGGAGUGAGAGUGUUCAUGGAUGAUGAAGAGUUGAAGGGAGGGGACCGAAUCGCGCAAUCUCUGGUGAAUGCGAUCCAGCAAUCAAAGAUUUCGAUUGUUGUUUUCUCUGAGAAUUAUGCAACUUCAAGGUGGUGCCUUGAUGAACUAGUGGAGAUCGUUGAGUGUAUGGAGUUGAAGAAGCGAUUGUUGGUUUGGCCAAUCUUUUACAAAGUGGCACCGUCUGAUGUGAGGCAUCAGAGAAAGAGUUACGCUGAAGCCAUGGCUGCACAUGAAGAAAGGUUCGGAAAUGGAUCUGUUAAGGUCCACAAAUGGAGAUCAGCUUUAUCUCAAGUUGCUAACUUGAAAGGAUGGUCUUACCAAACAGGGUAUGAAUAUGAAUUUAUACAUGAGAUUGUGAAAAGGGUGACUACUAAGUUACAGCAUGAACAAGUAAAUCUUGGAGAGCACCUAAUUGGACACCAGUCUCGCAUAGAAGAACUGAGGUCACUUUUAGACAUUGAAUCCCAAAGGACAGUUUGCAUGCUAGGAAUUUAUGGAACAGGAGGAAUUGGCAAAACAGCACUUGCCAAGGCUCUUUAUAACACAAUUAUCCAUAAAUUUGAAUGUUCAAUCUUUCUUGAAGGUGUUAGAGAAAGAUCAAACAGUUAUAUGGGCCUAGUAAAUCUCCAAGAGGCUAUUAUAUCUAAGCUAUAUGAAGGGGAAAAUAUAAAGUUGGAGAAUGUUGAUGAUGGCAUCACUAAGUUAAAAGAUACAUUGAAGCAUAAGAGAGUUCUUUUGGUACUGGACGAUGUUGAUAGCGAGGAUCAAAUAAGAAAUUUGGCAGGCGAGCGCAACUGGUUCGGUUCAGGGAGUAGAAUCAUCAUAACAACGAGGGAUAAACAUGUGCUAAACAUUGGUAAGGUUGAAAAGAAAUUCGAGAUAAAAAGGUUACAUGAUCAUGAAGCUCUUCAACUCUUUUGCUUAAAAGCUUUCAAAAUGAAUCAUCCUUUACCUGAGUAUAAAAAUGUGUCUAAUCAUGUAGUUCAUUAUGCCAAGGGCCUUCCAUUAGCUCUAAAAGUAUUAGGGUCUCAUUUUGCUAAUAAAUCCAUAAGGGAAUGUGAAUGUGCAUUGAAACAAUUCAAGAGGAUUCAACAGAGGAACAUACAUGACAUACUCAAGGUCAGUUAUGAUUGCUUAGAAGAUGCCACAAAGUGUGUAUUUCUUGACAUUGCUUGCUUCUUUAAAGGGGCUAGCUUGCAAUAUGUUGAGAAUGUUUUGGAGAAAUGUGACCUUUUCCCAUCAUAUAAUAUAGGAAGACUUGUUGAUAAAUCUCUGCUAGCUAUUGAAAAUGAUUGCUUAAUAAUGCAUGAUCUCAUUCAAGACAUGGGCAUAGAAAUUGUUAGGCAAGAAGCACCAUCAAAACUUGGUAAACGCAGCAGAUUAUGUUCUUAUGAAGAUGUUCUUAGAGUAUUGAGGGAAGAUUCGGGAAGCAGUAACAUUGAAGGAAUAAUGUUGGACCCUCCUAAAGAAGAAAAUGUAAUAUGGAGCGGCACUGCCUUUCAGAAGAUGAAUAAUAUUCGAAUUCUGAUUGUUCGAAAUACACAUUUUAUACCAGAACCUAGUUAUUUGCCGAAUAGUCUAAGGUUACUCGAAUGGGAUAGGUAUCCAUCAAAAUCUCUCCCAUCAAAUUUUCAUCCUAAGGAUAUUGUUGACCUUAGCUUACCAUGCAGUCAACUCAACUUGAAGAUGGAACAAUCAUUUCAGAAAAUGUUGCAUUUGACAUACAUGAAUUUGUCAAUGUGCCAAUUCAUAACCCAUUUUCCUGAUGCGUCUGGUGUUCCGAACUUGAAAGAACUUAAGCUUAACUACUGUCAAAAUCUGAUUGCCAUUCAUCCCUCAGUUGGUUUUCUUAUAAAGCUCAAACAUCUAAGCGCAUGUCAUUGCAUGAAUCUCAAACAUUUCUCACCAACAAUGUGGUUGCCAUCUCUACAAUAUCUCAACCUUGAUUCCACAAGUAUUGAGUUCUUCCCACAAACAGAGAAACCAAUGCAUGAGCCACUAGAAAUCACCAUGCAAAAUGAUCGAAUUAAGGAGCUUCCAAGUUCCAUUAGUAAUCUAAUGGGACUUAGAAAAUUAUACAUACGAUUCAAAGGGCUUGUUCCUGGAGGCUUACCAAAGGAUCUAUUCAUGUUGCUAGAGAUGGUAUCUUUCUCUAUUUUCGAUUCUCCUAAUGUCGGAGAAUCAUUCAAAAGAUUCCUAAUAGAUAAACCAGGAUGCUAUUCUCCUUUGAGAUUGUUGAAUUGUAGUGCUUGUGGUUUAACCGAUGAAGAUCUUCACGCUAUUCUAUGUUGUUCUCGCAACUUGGAAGAGUUAUAUGUACCUUGGAAUGAAUUUGUGUGCCUCCCAACCAUCAUUAAGGAAUCUUCUAAAUUGAGAUAUCUUUGUGUAACUAAGUGCAAGAAGCUUUCGGAAAUACCAGAAUUGCCAUCAAGUAUAAAAAAUGUAGAAGCAAAAGAUUGCCCGAUCUUGUCUUCAAAAGCAUCUGAGUUGUUAUGGUCUCAGGCUUUAAAGGAAGUAUACAGGCUAGAAAUCAUAAUGCCAAAAAUAACAAUGAUUCCAAUUUGGUUUGACCACUGUAAUGAAGGGGGAGUUGUGUCAUUUUGGGCUCGUCAAAAGUUUCCUGUUCUUGCUGUAGCGUUUAUCUUGAAGGAGAAAGCAUCCAUGGGCUCCGCAAAUUUGUACAUUAAUGGUUGCAACGCUCGUCAGUUUAUUAGUAAUAACUAUUAUUGCCCUUACGUUAAUGCAGAGCAUGUGUUGCUAUUUGACCUACGCAGUUUGUUUAAGGAUGAUGAGGAGUGGAGAUUCCUCGAUACCUUUCUAAUCUAUGAAUGGAACUAUGUGGAGGUUAAAUAUGAAUGUGACAAUUUGCUUUUAAAUGAUGUGGUUGGAAUGUCUAAUGUAAGUCACUGUGGAGCUUAUGUGUACAAGGGACAAUCAAACAUGGAGGAUAUUCAAUUUCAGUGUCCUUAUUCAACAAUGUAGGGAACAAUAAGAUCGGUAAUCCCCAGAUGAUGAAGCCUUUGGUGAGGACAUGAGCUGAGGAGACCAUAAUUGCCUUAGAUUUGAGAUUCAUGUAAAGUUUUGCUGUUGGCUAGUUGAUUUCUACUCCAUCACUUGUUUGAACAAAUCAACAUGUCGCAUGGUUAGUUAUAUAACAAUAUCUUGUUUUAUUUUUUUUUUUUUGUAACUGAUGAGAUCCUCCAAAGAGAAUGAUUGAAUUGUCUUUUAUUAGGGGUGGAAAAAUGUCAGUUGACUUACUAGGCUAGUGUGGACCUUGGCCUGUAUUUGGCCUGAUUUAAUAGAAAAUAGGCCCAAACUCAAAUUA
Molecule: messenger RNA, 3588 nt
Organism: Arachis stenosperma
Lineage: Eukaryota; Viridiplantae; Streptophyta; Magnoliopsida; Fabales; Fabaceae
Product: disease resistance protein RUN1-like
Exons: 6
Coding region: 84-3245 (1053 amino acids)
Biological process (GO): signal transduction; defense response
Molecular function (GO): ADP binding
Source: RefSeq, a predicted model, not a curated record